AUGCUUGCAAUUUGCGGAGAGUAUCUCCAAUUGGUGCAGCAAGAGAAAACGUUGCCACCGGAGAUUCAACUAACUGAGGUUGAAAAGGCGUGUAAUGAGAAAAAACAGAGGUUGAGAAGGGAGAUUGCGGCUGUCCUUUUUGCUGGUAAGGAUCAAAACGGAAAUGAAGAGAAAACACCUCUCAGAUGGUCAAAGUCUAUGGAGAUAGACUUGGAGGAUGUUAUAUCAUUGGCCAAAAAAGAUAGGAAACCGUUUCAGAUUCAGAACAUGCUUAAGAAGGUUGAUCUAAUCUAA
This is a messenger RNA of Arabis nemorensis, 294 nucleotides long. Lineage: Eukaryota; Viridiplantae; Streptophyta; Magnoliopsida; Brassicales; Brassicaceae. The record is from the annotation of a GenBank genome assembly.